Molecule: messenger RNA, 762 nt
Organism: Phytophthora nicotianae INRA-310
Lineage: Eukaryota; Oomycota; Peronosporomycetes; Peronosporales; Peronosporaceae
Exons: 2
Biological process (GO): protein dephosphorylation
Molecular function (GO): protein serine/threonine phosphatase activity; cation binding
Source: RefSeq, a predicted model, not a curated record
AUGGGGAACUGCUGCUCCUCCGAGGCCUCGGCCGUCGUGGCGCGUCGCUCAGGCGCCGACAAGGACGAGGUGCAUUCCGUGCCCUUCGCCGCUCUCCCUUCGCCCCACAAAUACGCGGAAACGGAGGACACGGAGCCGCGUAUUAAAGACGAGGAGCCUGCGUCUUCACCGUCUCCAUCGUCGCCUUCCUCGCCCUCCCAGGCGCCCGAGGAGCCGGAAGACGACUUUGUACCGCAACAUAGACCCAGUAACAAGCACUUGGAGAACACCCACCACGUCAAGAUCGGGGACUACAACCUCCGCUACUCGUACUACUCGAAACGCGGCUACUAUCCCGAAGCGCGGAAGAAGGCGAACCAGGACAGCUAUUACUGCGAGACGCACUUCGCUGGAGACGACCAGAAGGCUUUUUUCGCAGUCUUUGACGGCCACGGCCAAUAUGGAGACAUUUGCUCGCAGUUUGCGGCCGAACAAUUGCCCGAAAACAUUAUCAAGAACCUGGAGGAGAAUAUGAGCACUCUACCAGCCCUCACACGAGCCCAUGUGCAGACCAACCGAGCCAUGCACGAGGCCAGCUUCGACGACUCCAUGAGCGGCACUACGUCCAUCUCCGUGCUCUUCUGUGGCAACGAAAUCCACGUCUCUAACGUCGGAGACUCGCGAGCUAUUAUCGCCCAGGAGAACUUGAAGGCCUCAACUCGAGCAGGCGAGGCCAACCUCGUAGCCAAGCCACUGUCCAUUGACCAGACGCCCUUCCGAAAG